This is a messenger RNA of Xenopus laevis (African clawed frog), 2825 nucleotides long. RefSeq lists its product as uncharacterized. The transcript has 8 exons. The record is from RefSeq and is a predicted model, not a curated record. Lineage: Eukaryota; Metazoa; Chordata; Amphibia; Anura; Pipidae. Bases 41 to 2323 code for a protein of 760 amino acids.
CACCUGAAAGUGAAAGUGAUUUGAGCAGAAGCUGCAGGACAUGGAGCAGCGAGAGAUUCUCCUGAUUUUCCUCUUCUCAUUCCUCCCCCAAUCAGGUGCAGAUCUGAAUAUCUUCCCAUCUUCCCAACGUGCACUCGCUGGCUCUGAUGUUCUUCUCCCCUGCAGCUUCCAAGUGGAUAAAACUUCCCCAAACCCUGAACCCCCAAAUGUAAUCUGGUACUUUCGGGAUAAGGAAAUUGUAAGAUUUGAUAACAAAGGUUUGUCCCUCAGCCAAAAGACUUCAUUUAACGGAUGGGCAGCAAAUAUGGGAGAUGCCUCCUUGUCUCUGGCCAACGUGUCCAUCUCAGAUGAAGGGAUCUACAGGUGUCGGGUGAUAUAUCAGCAACAACAGAAAGACACACAGGUCAUAUUAGAUGUUCUUGUUCCCCCAGUGAUCUUCAUCCCCAAUAAAGUUAUUCAGAAGAAUAAGGAAAACACUCUGAUCUGCAUGGCCAAUGGUUUCUACCCAGAAGAUAUUGAUAUAAGUUGGUAUAAAGACAAUAAGCACCUCACUAACUCUGAGUUGGGCAAACCAGAGAGGAACCCAGAUGGCACAUACAGAGUCACAAGCACCGUGACUUUACCCCCAAUGAAUGGGAAGAUGGAGCAUAACUUCUCCUGCAGAGUCCAACACCUCUCUCUCCAGCAGCCUCUCCAGGAAGACUUCCAGCUGGAGUAUGAAGAUGAAGAACACCCAGUUAUCAUUAUAUCCUGCAUCCUUGCAUUUGUUAUUCCUGCUGGAUUGGGAGCUGCUGUUAUAAUCUGGAAAUACAGAAUGAAAGCAUCUUCACAGGGUUACACAGUGAGUGAGAUUAAGGGGCCAGAGAAGUUGUUGGAUGGAGAAGAGGCCACUCUUUACUGUACGGUCAGUAACUGCCCACAGGGGGACCCACAGGUCACAUGGAUUGAGGAGAGGUCAGGAGACCAGUGGGAGAUACCACAGUGUCGGGACUCAGGGGAAGCAGAACAGCUGUUGGGUGACUCCUACUUGAUCACCUGUAGGAAAGAGGGGCUGCAAAGCUACUGCUCCUCCCUGAGAUUUGUACCCCGUGUGGGGAAACACAGAGACGUGACCCUUAUCUGCAGGUUGGUCUGGGCUGGGAAGACUACAGAGAAGAGAUUUCAGUGCACAAACAUUGCCAUAUUCUCACUGAAACCAAUUGUGGGGCCAAGAACACUGAUUGUUGGAGAGGAGACCAAACUGCACUGCACUGGGACCAACUGCGCUAGUGAUGUGCAGGUCACCUGGUCAGUGAAGGGAGGAGGAAGUGAUGAGUGGAUUGUGAUAAACCAAUCAGGAGAGGAGGAGGCCACAGAACCUCUGCUCAUUGGUCAGUACGUGGAACAUUGUGAGAAGGAGGGAAAUAACCACAUAGCGACUCUGACUUUCACUCCACACCUGGAAACUCACAAGGGAGCAAAAUUUAGCUGUAAAUUUGUCAGUGGUGGGAAAACCAAAAAGAAACAGUUUAACACUGAAGCCAUCCAAGCAAAGCCCAAGGUGCAGGAGCCAAUAAAUAUCACAUUCCAGGGGUCCCAGAAUCUGGACCUGACCCUAAACCUGCAGAGAUUUUACCCUAAAGACAUCAAGAUAAAGUGGGACUGUGGAGAGGAGACCCAACAACCUUCCAAGGAAGACUGGAGAGAAAACUCUGAUCUAACGUGGGACGUCACAAGUGUUUGUAGUGUCCCAAAGGGUCUCUUUAAGGAUCCAGCCUUCAGGGUGCGAGUGACCUGGGAACAUGAGUCAAUGGGUGACCCCGAAUCCAGAGAAGUAUCUGCGGCAGAUUUCCCCUGGCGCCCCCAAGUGGAGAGUAUGACAAUUCCAACACUGAGAGAGAAACAGGAAGUCUCCCUGAAGUGCAGGAUAUCUGGUUAUUACCCCGAUGAUCUCACUGUGCACUGGUUUAGACUGGAGAAAAGAGACAAGAAGGAAUCUCCACUGGAUACAGAGACCUACAGACAGACACUUACUGACUCACAGGAGCAGGGGGAUAAGACUUUUACCUGUCACUCCAGUGUCAUUUUUAUUCCUACAAACAAAUCAGAUCAUGGGGCAGAAUUUAUGUGCAGAGUGGAACAUCCCACUGGGACAGUAGAGAAGCGCUCAGGACAGUUACAUGUAUAUUCACCAUGUAAAGUAAAAUCUGCUUCUCCAAUUAGCAGGGCUGGAAAUGAGGGGCUCAUCUUCUCCCACAUCUGUUACUCAUGUAGUUGGCCAGUGAAUGUGGAUGGGACACUAUGGGGAAUAUUUAACCAACACACUGGUCUGGGAGGAGAAUGAAAACUGUGUCCACUUUGCCAAGGAAACACCAAGACCAAGGGAUUUGCAGCAACAGGUCAGAUCUCAUCUCCACUUUUGAAUAAGAAGCCCAGGGACGUUCAUCUAACAAUAAAUCUCCACUAGAUUAUAUAUGAGGCCAUGCACAUUAGUACAACAGAAAUGACAUGUGUGCACCCAUCUGAGAAAGAGAGAACCCCUCCCUGUCCAAUUAGUGCAUAAUAUUCCAAUGUGAAGGCAAAUUAGCCAUUCUGUAUAGUAAUAUCUGUUAUAGUAUAAUAAUAUAGUAAUAUCUAAAGAUUGUAAUAUUUGGCAAUGAAUGAGAUGGAUGGAAAAUGCCCCCCCCAUGCUAUUUGCACAUUGAAUGACCUGCUUACUAUAAACUUGUGACAUAGACAAGAGAGGAUUUCCUACAAUGCUCUCUGCUUUUCUGAUUUUCCUCUGCAAGGACUAGUGUUUUAUGUUGCGAUAAUAAUAAUAAUAAUAAAAUAAAAUUGUAAGCUCA